Messenger RNA from Ceratitis capitata (Mediterranean fruit fly), 1020 nucleotides. It is a transcript of the gene Sod2, whose product is annotated as superoxide dismutase [Mn], mitochondrial. Bases 78 to 725 code for a protein of 215 amino acids. Gene Ontology annotation, cellular component: mitochondrion. Gene Ontology annotation, molecular function: superoxide dismutase activity; metal ion binding. The record is from RefSeq and is a predicted model, not a curated record. The transcript is spliced from 4 exons. Lineage: Eukaryota; Metazoa; Arthropoda; Insecta; Diptera; Tephritidae. Gene Ontology annotation, biological process: superoxide metabolic process.
UUUUUAUUCACAGCUGUCUUUCACUCGCAUCCAGAAAGUUUUUGUUUGGUGAAUUCACAUCCGGCAAAUAGUUCAAUAUGUUUUCUUUGGCUCGUACUGCUACCAACGCCGCAAAAACGGCUGUGCGUGGUAAACAUGAUUUACCCAAGCUACCUUACGACUAUGCCGCUUUGGAACCGAUCAUCUGCCGUGAAAUUAUGGAAUUGCACCAUCAAAAACAUCAUCAAACUUAUGUCAACAACUUGAAUGCUGCUGAAGAGCAACUCGCCGAGGCACAGCAAAAGAAAGAUGUGACCAAGAUUAUUGCACUUGCGCCAGCACUACGUUUCAAUGGUGGCGGUCAUAUCAAUCAUUCGAUUUUCUGGCAUAAUCUAUCGCCAGAAAAAUCACAACCAUCCAAAGAGUUGUUGUGCGCCGUUGAGGAGCAAUUCGGCAGCUUAGAUGCUCUGAAGAAGGAAUUGACCACAUUGACUGUGGCCGUACAGGGUUCCGGUUGGGGUUGGUUGGGUUAUAAUAAGAAAACCAACAAAUUGCAAUUGGCCGCCUUGCCCAAUCAAGAUCCAUUGGAGGGUAGCACAGGUCUCGUGCCACUUUUCGGCAUUGACGUAUGGGAGCAUGCCUACUACUUGCAAUACAAAAAUGUGCGCCCAUCAUACGUUGAAGCUAUCUGGGAUAUCGCUAACUGGAAGGAUAUCUCCAAUCGUUUUGCUGCCGCCUCUAAGUAAUGUUUAGAAGCAUACCAGUUAGUCAUUUAUCUGUAUCACUUCGUAAAUUGUGUGCCCUUUGAAACUUUAAGUGAUUUGGAGAGAGCAACUUAUAAAAUAAGUGUCGUCAAGAGCAACUGGUGCGAUAGUUGGAUUUUUCGAAACACUCACUGUCCAACGCUUUUAGUUUUGUUAUAUUUGUUUAUGCAUUAGUUUUUGUUUAAUAUAUAAUAUUAGCAUGGCGCGUAAUGUGCGUAGACAUAUAUUAAAUAUAAAUUGUAAUAAAUAACCUUAUAAAUUGCUAGAAUGAAGCUAA